This is a messenger RNA of Closterium sp. NIES-67, 166 nucleotides long. Lineage: Eukaryota; Viridiplantae; Streptophyta; Zygnematophyceae; Desmidiales; Closteriaceae. The record is from the annotation of a GenBank genome assembly.
UCCAAGGAGGCAGCUCAACCCAAGAUUCUGGCAUUGCAGCGCAAAGGGGAGCGCAUACAAGCCAGGGGUCACUGCUUAAGGAGGUGCUGAAGAACUUCACCAUUGAGAAGUUCUCUGGAGAUGGCUAUGAUGAUUGGGCAUGGAAGAUGCAGCUCUACUUUCGACA